Molecule: messenger RNA, 2774 nt
Organism: Leopardus geoffroyi (Geoffroy's cat)
Lineage: Eukaryota; Metazoa; Chordata; Mammalia; Carnivora; Felidae
Gene: PRPF18
Product: pre-mRNA processing factor 18
Exons: 11
Coding region: 488-1543 (351 amino acids)
Biological process (GO): generation of catalytic spliceosome for second transesterification step; RNA splicing
Cellular component (GO): U5 snRNP; U2-type post-spliceosomal complex; U4/U6 x U5 tri-snRNP complex
Source: RefSeq, a predicted model, not a curated record
UGAGCUAAUUGUAUUGUUCAGGUUUUUCCCACUCUAGUGCAUUCAUAUUGGUGAGCAGGUAACUUGGAACUCUGAUGUGAACUUCUGGUAUAAUGAGUGAAGAUCUGGCCCUAGUUAACUUAAUUGAAAUGUUCUACGAGGAGGCUUUUGCACCUGAACUAGCAAGUACAAGCAGGUGUGAUAACUUCUCAUUAAAAAUGCGCCACGACUCGGGUUUCAGCCCGCUUUCAAUUCUACUAGCAUAAACGGCAGGCGCGCUUCCGGAGGGCGCCGCCAGGGGGUGCAAAUCCAAGCGGCUUCGUCAACAACAGGGGCCCUGGAGCGCUUCCUUCCGUCCUCUCGCUCACCUCAGCUUCCGCCGGAAGUGGUUCCUGUCAGUCGUCCUCCGGCGUUUGAGCUUGUUUGUGUUGGUUCGCGGCGCCUGGCCGAGUGAAGCUCGGACGGAGGAGCUGGAGAGGGAAGCUCGAGCGUAAACCCGGGCGGCGAGAUGGACGUUCUGAAAUCGGAGAUCCUCCGGAAGCGGCAGCUGGUGGAGGACAGGAACCUGCUGGUGGAAAAUAAAAAGUAUUUCAAGCGUAGUGAACUUGCCAAAAAAGAAGAGGAAGCGUAUUUUGAAAGAUGUGGCUACAAGCCUAUAAAUGAGAAGCCAUCGGGAGAGAUACAGCCAAAAGAGGAGAACCAGAAACCAUUAACUUCUUCGAAUCCUGUGUUAGAACUUGAACUUGCAGAGGAAAAGUUACCCAUGACUCUUUCUAGGCAAGAGGUUAUCAGAAGAUUGAGAGAAAGAGGAGAACCAAUCAGACUAUUUGGAGAAACUGAUUAUGAUGCAUUUCAGCGUUUAAGAAAAAUAGAGAUCCUCACACCAGAAGUUAACAAGGGAUUGAGAAAUGAUCUGAAAGCAGCUUUGGAUAAGAUCGACCAGCAAUACCUCAAUGAGCUUGUUGGUGGCCAGGAACCUGGAGAGGAAGACACACAGAAUGACUUGAAAGUUCAUGAAGAAAACACCACAAUCGAGGAGUUAGAGGCAUUGGGAGAGUCUUUAGGAAAAGGGGAUGAUCAUAAAGACAUGGACAUCAUUACCAAAUUCCUUAAGUUUCUCCUUGGGGUUUGGGCUAAAGAACUGAAUGCCAGAGAAGAUUACGUGAAGCGCAGUGUGCAGGGUAAACUGAACAGUGCCACUCAAAAACAGACUGAGUCCUAUCUCAGACCCCUUUUCAGAAAGCUUCGGAAAAGGAAUCUUCCUGCUGAUAUUAAAGAAUCCAUAACAGAUAUUAUUAAGUUCAUGUUGCAGAGAGAAUAUGUAAAGGCUAAUGAUGCUUAUCUUCAGAUGGCCAUUGGAAAUGCCCCUUGGCCCAUAGGGGUCACUAUGGUUGGUAUCCAUGCCAGAACUGGUAGAGAAAAGAUCUUUUCUAAGCACGUUGCACAUGUUUUAAACGAUGAAACACAGCGGAAAUAUAUUCAGGGUUUGAAGAGGUUAAUGACCAUCUGCCAGAAGCACUUCCCUACAGAUCCAUCAAAAUGUGUGGAGUACAAUGCGCUGUGAAAUCUGUGUGUGGCGUAUAAGUGACGAGAAACUGAAGUGAGCAUGGGACGGACUUCUGGAAUUACCAACAGGAAUGAGGGAAGAAGAAAAAAGGAGUUUCUUGAGUUUGAGAUCUACCUAAUGCAGUCCUCUUGGUUUUAAGAAGCAGCGUUGGCUCUCAUAUCACAUCUGGCUGCAAACUGAUUUUUGUGUCAUUUACUUUAAUCAAAAAAAUAAGUUCUGAAGACUUUUCCUCGUAAUUUAAAUGUGUAGACAACUGUCACAGAAGGGGGUUUAAAAUGACUUUUCCACUCUAAACCUGAGAGUUGGCAGGUGAUUAUAAAGGAACAUUUGAGGAUGGACUUAAUUAUUUCUGUAAAAUAUGGUAAUUUUCACAUUGUCUUUUAUGUAGUAUUUAUAAAAGAUAUUUUUAUAUAUUUCAAUGAAAGUAUGGAACCAUUUAAUGAAACUUUAUAGUCCUUAAAUGUUGCUGAACUUUUGCCAUCUUGCAGUAGAAUUUGAAUGUAAAUGUUAUCACUGUAGAGUGUUGUUUUCUGGCAUUUCAAGGCUUUUGCCUCGUAAGGAGUGUAAAUCUUAAUGUUCGUCAUCACUUGGGACAGAUAGAAUUAAUAGGAAAUAGAAGUUUGAAAAAGAUGGUAUCCCAACAGGAGUUUAAAUUACAUAAACCCAGUGCAUCAAGGUUCAAGGUGGGGAAAUGGAUUGUCAAGCCAGCCAAGGAUGGGGACAUUUUGAUGCCCCUGGUUCUUCCCAGAAUAGGCCCGCCUGCCUGUGUCGCCCGCGGUGGACUGCGUGCGGCUCCCAGCUGCCAGCUGCCCGGCAGAGGAGCGGGAUUCCGGGACCCUUGUUACUGCCCGAGUCCUAGGUCACGGGUCUGAUUUUCCUCAGAUGAGGACUUCUGAAGCUCACGGUGUCCUACCCAGAUCAUGGUGACGAAUGGCUAUAUAGGCCCGGGAAGUCGAGAGGACUCCGUUCCCGGAGGAAGGUGGGUGAAGGGAACACACCUGACUUGGUGGAGUGGUGCCAUCGGACGGCAGCCAGGCUGGGGCUCCCAAGCCACAACUUCCAAGCUGGAAAUUCCAGCGCUCCGCCCCCCGAGCGCGCCACCGUGGGCGAGUUAACUUCAUGUUCUCAGCCUCAUUUUCCCUGUCUGCAGUGGUAGUUACUAAGCGUGGUAUGUACCUCGGAGCGCCGUUGUGCUAAAGUCAAAUAAAACGCUUAGCGCACUGUCUGG